AACAGCUAAAAACAGAAAAACAAGACUAGGCCUAGGUAACCACUGACUGCUCGUACUGUCUUUUUGGAAUUUCGUCGUAUUUUCCCUUCAGAGGUUUUUUUCCUUGCACGAUCCACGAAAAAAUGGAUUCUACACUGAAUUCUAACUCUAUGCAAUUUUGUCUUGUUUUUUCCACGCGCUGAAGAAUUAUAGUUUAUAUCAUUUUUAAAAUAUCUGUGCCAUAGGCUAUUCUUAGCCUUGUAGACGUUAAAUUUUUCAUCCUCCUCUAUCAGAAGCCUCAACAUCAAAAUCCAUGCUGCAAAUCCUCCUCCAUCAGAGAAUCCGGGGUUCAAAUCCCAUACCCAUUGCAAGGUGCCCACUACUCUGUGGACAAGCAGAUGUUUUCAAUGUUUUAUCCCAUAUCAUUAUAAUCUGUUAGAAGAGAUUAACAAGGGGGUUCUAUGUGAACCUCUUCAUUUCAAAUUAACAGCUCAUUAUAUUUGUACAGCAAAGCGGUUAUCAGCAUCUUUCUGUAUACAGGUUCAGGUGUAUACUUUAGUUGAUAUGGCCUCAAAUGGUAAUGCUAUGGAUCAGAAUCUUGGUUUGGAAGGCCCAACAAAUCCAAUGGUGACACCCUUACUUACUGACCUGUAUCAAUUCACUAUGGCAUACGCAUAUUGGAAAGCUGGGAAGCAUCUGGAAACAGCAGUGUUUGACUUAUUUUUUCGAAAGAAUCCCUUUGGUGGAGAGUACACUGUAUUUGCUGGUUUAGAAGAGUGUAUACGGCUUGCUGCAAACUUCAAAUUUAAAGAUGAUGAAAUCAAUUUUUUACGUACAAUUUUGCCUACUACAUGCGAGGAGGGAUUUUUCGUUUAUCUGAGAGGAGUUGAUUGUUUAGACAUCAAGAUAUAUGCGAUUCCAGAAGGUUCAGUUGUUUUUCCUAAGAUACCCCUCAUUAGAGUUGAGGGCCCUGUAGCGGUUGUUCAGCUUUUGGAAACACCAUUUGUUAAUUUGGUUAACUAUGCAUCAUUGGUUGCAACAAACGCUGCAAGACAUAGGCGUGUUGCUGGCAAUUCCAAAACUUUGCUUGAAUUUGGACUCCGCCGGGCCCAAGGCCCUGAUGGAGGAAUAAGUGCAUCCAAAUAUUGUUACUUGGGUGGAUUUGAUGCAACCAGCAAUGUUGAUGCUGGGCGGCGCUUUGGCAUACCACUCCGAGGGACACACUCUCAUGCUUUUGUCAGUUCAUUUAUGGAACUUGAUGAGAUCACUGAUCGGGCACUUCGUAGAUCUGAUGGAACAGGCACAUGUGGUGAUUUUGUGAGCUUAGCACAACGCUGGCUUAGCAAGUUGAAAGGAACAGAGUCUUUCAGAGGAAGAUUCGGUGAUACCAAUCAUAGUGAGAUGGCAGCAUUCACAUCAUAUGCUUUGGCUUUUCCAACCAAAUUUCAAGCUCUUGUGGACACUUACGAUGUUAUGAGAAGUGGUAUACCCAAUUUUUGUGCUGUUGCUCUUGCCUUGCAUGAGUUAGGGUACAAAGCACAAGGCAUCAGGCUGGAUUCAGGUGACCUUGCAUACUUAUCAAUUGAGACACGGAAGUUCUUUCAUGAUAUUGAAAAGGAAUUUGGUGUUCCUGAUUUUGGGAAGAUGACAAUCACUGCUAGCAAUGAUAUCAAUGAGGAUACUCUUGAUGCAUUGAAUAAACAGGGCCAUGAGGUGGAUGCAUUUGGGAUAGGGACCCAUCUUGUCACAUGCUAUUCUCAGCCUGCCCUUGGUUGUGUUUUUAAAUUAGUAGAGAUAAAUGGACACCCUCGAAUGAAAUUAUCUGAAGAUGUCUCAAAGGUUUCAAUUCCCUGCAAAAAGCGGUGUUAUAGAUUGUAUGGGAGAGAAGGGUAUCCUUUGGUGGAUAUAAUGACUGGAGAAGAUGAACCACCUCCAAAGGAAGGAGAGCGGAUUUUGUGUAGGCACCCAUUCAAUGAAUCUAAAAGAGCAAAUGUUGUGCCGAAACAAGUGGAGGAACUUUAUAAGUGCUACUGGUCGGGCAUUUCAGGUAAAGAAUGUGAACCCUUGCCAACAUUAGAGUCUAUUAGAGGACUGUGCUCAAAACAAUUGGCUCAAAUGCGUCCUGAUCACAUGCGUGCAUUAAACCCUACACCGUAUAAGGUGAGUGUGAGCGAAAAGCUUUACGAAUUGAUUCAUUUUCUGUGGCUUAAUGAGGCACCUGUUGGAGAGUUGCAAUGAAGGGUUAUCAUAUGCUUUUGCUUAAGGAGGCAGUACAUUUCAUUCAGUGGAUUAGUUUUAUUUAAAUACUAGUCAGUCUCACCAUUUAGAAAGAAAUAGAUAAGAUUGUCAAUAGGUUUACUUCCAAAAUAAUGACAACUUUACACCUUAAAAAUUCUUAUACUAAUUUUCAAAGAUAUCUUCCACUAAAUCAAAAUUAUGUGUUAUUCUAAAAAGUAAAUUUGCCAAAGUAGAAUCCGUUGAUGUUUUUUUUUUCAUAAUAUGAGAUGUUUGAAAUCUAAGAACAAGGACUGCUUGAUAUUAUUGAGUAUUUUUUAAUGAGUGGGACAUAUCUGUGAUGUGCUCACCAAGAGUAUAAGAUAAUGGGUGUAUUUUGGUUUC
Cryptomeria japonica (Japanese cedar) is the source of this 2598-nucleotide messenger RNA. Its product is annotated as nicotinate phosphoribosyltransferase 2. Gene Ontology annotation, molecular function: nicotinate phosphoribosyltransferase activity. The transcript is spliced from 16 exons. The record is from RefSeq and is a predicted model, not a curated record. NCBI's taxonomy places the organism in Eukaryota, Viridiplantae, Streptophyta, Pinopsida, Cupressales, Cupressaceae. Bases 544 to 2217 code for a protein of 557 amino acids. Gene Ontology annotation, biological process: NAD+ biosynthetic process.